UCAGUAUUAUUUUAUGUUAAGUUUAUUUCAGUGUUAUUCAACACUCUGUUUGUAACGUUGGUUUGACGUAAAGGCUCGCUGACCUAAAAAAAAAUUGUUUUGAUAAAUUAAAUUACUGAAAAUGUUUUUAACUAAAACCAAAUUUUCGUCUGUAGCGAAAUUUUAUAAACUGUUAUCAGGAGUAUGUCAACGUUCAUAUGCAGAACUUGUUCCUUGUAGUCCAACUGGUGUAUCACCGUCUUUACGUGGUCUAGUUUUAGGAUGUUAUGCUCAAAAAGGAGAUUUGACUGGAGAAACAUUGUCCUUGACUGCCGCAGCGAGUAAUUUUAACAACUCCGUUGAAGGUAAACUGAUGGAACAAUUAAAAAUGGCCAAACCACCUCCAGCUAGGGGUGAUGUUCGAACUUUUUUUGGUCUUAAUCAAAUUUUUCCAUAUGUAUCUGUUGUGGGAUUAGACGAUGGAUGUCUCGGAUAUAAUGAGACGGAAGGUAUAGACGAGAAAAAAGAAUGUAUAAGAAACGCUGCUGCUUUAGGCGUUCAAUCUUUGCAAAAUUUCGAUGUACAAAAAAUAUUUCUGGAAGAUUUUACUUCUGCCGAAAGUUCAGCCGAAGGAGCCUCAAUGGGCAUGUGGGCUUAUCAAGACCUUAAAUCUCGUUCUACUUGGAAAAAUAUGCCUAAAAUAGAACUACAUGACAGUUGUGAUUGGACAGGUUGGCAAAUAGGUUUACAAAAAGGUUCAGCACAAAACUUGACCCGACAAUUACAAGAAAUCCCAGCUAAUUUACUUUCUCCAAAAAUUUUUGCACGAAACGCUGUAACAAUUUUAUCAAAUCAAGGUAUUGAUUUGGUAGUAAGAGGAAAAAAUUAUAUUCAGUCGAGAAACAUGAAUGGGUUGCUUGCAGUAGCUAGCGGUUCAUGCGAAGAACCGCAGCUUUUGGAAGCUACAUAUGAAGGCUGUGAUUUAGAUGUACCACCUAUAGUAAUGAUAGCUCCUGGUAUGACUUAUAAUUCAGGAGGUCUAGGUUCUUUAAGAUAUUGCGAUGAUCAAAAACAAGCAAGGGGUGAAGUAUCAGGAGCGGCUGCACUAAUGGCUGUCCUAAGAGCUGUAAGUGCUCUAAAAAUGAACCUUAAUUUGAAAGUUUUAAUACCAUUGGCUGAAAAUGUUAUUGGUGGCGGGGCUAUGGAGCCGGGAUCUGUCAUUACUACAAAGAGUAAAAAAACAGUUGCUGUCGUAGAUACCGUAAAGGCAAGUCAACUGAUGGUGGCAGACGUCAUGACAAUGGUUGCUGAGUCUAAAGGCUGCUAUAUUCCAAAAUUAGUAAUUGAUAUCGGACCGUACGUGGAUGCUAAUGAAAUUUGGUCUACUCUAGCACUUGGAGUAUUUACUCAAGAUGAUUCAUUAAUGGAAACAAUGAAAGCAGCUGCAAUCCACACUGGUGAUCGUGUUUGGAGGUUACCUCUCUGGGAACAAGCCCGUGUUCAAAUGCGUUCACCAUAUCAUGCCGAUUUAAUAAAUUCUGGGCCCGUUUAUGGUGGUCAUGCAAUGCAUGCUGCUGCAUUCUUAGAAGAAUUUGUACCUAGUAAUGCACCAUGGUUACACUUGGACAAUAGUGGUUUAUUACGUACAACUGGCCAAGAUGCAGCUUACUUAGCACCUGGAAUGUCUGGAAGGCCAACACGUACAAUUAUUGAACUGUUAGGGCAGAUGACAUGUGAUAGUAAUUCGGAUAAAAAGAAAACAUAAGCGAAAUUCUGUAAAGUUUUAAAGUUUUAAACGCAAUUAAAUUAAAUACAUUUUAUAUAGAACGUUUUUCAUAAUUUCCAAUCGUUAUAAUGAUUUCCCUGUUAAUUUUUUUUAUCAAAAUUGACAACUUGUUAAAAGAAAAAUAAUAAUCCUAACGAAUUUAUGUAAAGCACUAUAUCCAUCUUUUUUAAAUUUAUAAAUAGUAAACAUCACAAACGAGGGAAAUUUUUUCAAUUUUUAAGAACAAUAUCUUCAACUAGAUAAAAUUUGUGAUAUUUUGAGGAAUGGGUAAAAGAAAUCAGUUGGAUGAGAGCUAAAAAAAAGGGUGACAAACAUAAAAAAAAAAAAUACAUCAUAGUAAAAUUAUACCUUCUCAUCUUCGCAUCAAAACGAUUAUCAUAAUUUAAGUAGUUUUCAUAGGGGUAAUCUAACCACAUCUUAAAGUUCGGCUCUAUUUCUGAUUUUUUUCUUCAUAGAAGACAUUACUGGAGAAAUUAUUUUAUUUUAAAGUGUAUUUUUAUAUUUUACGCUACCAAUUAUGAUACUGAUUACUAUUUACUUUAAAAAAUGUAUUGUAGUGGUUUUUCAGCUUAAGAUAUUUAUAGUGCAUAUAAUAUUAUUAUAUAUAUUUACAAAUAAAUACAUACAGUAUUCCUAUUUUUGACGAUAAUGCAAAAUGUCAAUAUUUCACAGGAGUCAUAUUGAUUAUUACCAAUACAUAUAGAAUUAUAAUUAGGGAUACUGUAAAUAUAUAUCAAAAAUUUGAAAUUAUAUCUGAUAAAAAAAAAUAGCAUCAAAUAUUCUAUUGAGUGUUAUUAAAUAAACAGAAACGGCAUUGGUAUAAAUAACAGUCUAAAGGAUUGAUGAAAAAGGUUUAUAGUAUUUGGCAAGGAGUGAUUGAACUUCCUACGAAUUAAUAAACUCUGAAGAUUUUUCUAUAAUUAAUACACAAAAUAUAUUA
Daktulosphaira vitifoliae (grape phylloxera) is the source of this 2705-nucleotide messenger RNA. RefSeq names its product cytosol aminopeptidase-like. Gene Ontology annotation, cellular component: cytoplasm. NCBI's taxonomy places the organism in Eukaryota, Metazoa, Arthropoda, Insecta, Hemiptera, Phylloxeridae. The coding region runs from base 122 to 1744 and encodes 540 amino acids. Gene Ontology annotation, biological process: proteolysis. The transcript has a single exon. The record is from RefSeq and is a predicted model, not a curated record. Gene Ontology annotation, molecular function: metalloaminopeptidase activity; manganese ion binding.